GUUGUUGUGUUGACAGAAACACCGCUAAAGAAGCAAUUGGAAAUUAACGAUUUUACUCAUGCUAAUGGAAUACAUUUUAUUUCAACUGAUAUUCGCGGUCUUUUCGGCGUGGCUUUUACCGAUUUUGGACCACGAUUCACUGUCACUGACACCACGGGUGAGAAUCCAUUAACAGGAAUGGUCGCUGCAAUCUCAAAAGACAUCGACGGAAUUGUAACGUGUCUUGAUGAAUCGCGACAUGGCCUGGAAGAUGGUGAAUAUGUGACUUUUACUGAAAUUAAGGGUAUGGAAGAAUUAAACGAUUGUGAACCAAGAAAAAUUAAAGUACUGGUACAUUUCAAUAAUUUAUAUAUUGCCUUGCAAUUAGGUCCUUACACUUUUAGUAUUGGUGAUACUUCAAACUUUGGUGACUAUAUUGGUGGUG
Molecule: messenger RNA, 424 nt
Organism: Racocetra fulgida
Lineage: Eukaryota; Fungi; Glomeromycota; Glomeromycetes; Diversisporales; Gigasporaceae
Source: the annotation of a GenBank genome assembly